Molecule: messenger RNA, 900 nt
Organism: Kockovaella imperatae
Lineage: Eukaryota; Fungi; Basidiomycota; Tremellomycetes; Tremellales; Cuniculitremaceae
Exons: 5
Coding region: 78-785 (235 amino acids)
Cellular component (GO): cytoplasm
Source: RefSeq, a predicted model, not a curated record
UCUCCUACAUAUAUCUUGCUCCCUCUUACUUCGAACAUCUCCGUUGGGCCCAUGUUGGCAGUGGAGGUUCGACAGAGAUGCCGCCGCCUCCCGUGACGAUCUACAUUACAUCUUUGACAUCACAUCCAACUGUGCGAUCCCAUACAGAUUUGCUGCAUCGUGCCCUCAAGGGCAACAAAAUCCCCUAUGAAGCAUUUGACUUGGUCAUGGAUGAAGCUGCCAAGACGCGAUGGCAACGCGCAAAACCCGCUGGCAAGCCAAUAGGCCUUCCUGGGUACCUUGUCGGCGGCGAAUGGAUGGGGACCAUGGAAGAGUUCGAAGAAGCCGUCGAGUGCGGGAAUCUUCGCGAAUUUCUCAAGCAGGACAAAGAUCUCGCCAUAGACGAAUCCUCCAUGAACAAGAGCGAUUCAGUGACUCAGGCUGAACUGGACGAACUCAUGAAAGGCAUGUCGGACGGAGAUCUAGAGGCGCUCGCUGGCGAACUCGAUCAAGUGGAGCCACCGCGAUCUGUUCAGAAUACUGCCUCUGCUGCUCCCUCUACGAAAACCGAUAUCGGUCCAUCUCACCCAUCUUCCACUGACAACGCUCCACCUCGCUUAGCCACUGCUGGCCUUCCAUCACCUUCCUCUGUGCCGCUUGGGUCUCGAGUCUCAUCCCCGGACGAUGGAUCGACCAGAUCCAAGUCUAAAGACCGCAAGAGUAAGGAGGAUCUGGCCAGACAAAUGGCCGAAGCUGGGACUAUGGAUAGUAUCCUGGCAGCUAUGCAAGAAGCCGAUGGAAGAUAGAAUAAUGUAUUCUUUUGGACUGUCUGUCAAAAGCUCUCAGUGUCGACUGGGCUCUAAAUCUCUUGUCUGAACUGUGUCUCUCUCUAUGCAUGCCCCCGCCAUGCUCUGUAUCCCG